ACUGUGUUUUUAGCUGCAACAUAAUCUUUUCUGUUUUCUGGCUGUCCAUUAGAAAUGGUAAUGAAAAAUGGCUCAAGGUUUAUUCAGCCUCAGUGUAACCUUUCUCUUUCUCAGGAAAUAAAAGUUCUUCAACUCCAUUUUCAGCAGAGGAUAGUUCAGUUCCUGGCAUCCUUUUAGAAGCUUUGAAGUUGACCUUCAGAUAGGAUCCCACCCAGAGUUUUGCAAGAUGAUACAAAACAGGGCAACAGAAGCAAAAGAGUUACUAGCAGGCCUGGUGGUUAUAAAAAUGUUUACGAAGUAAAAAUAAUUCCUGUGUGCUUUGUUUAUAUUUUAUCUAGUCAGCAAAGUUUAAUGAUGGAGUAAUGAGAAGAUACAAGCCAAAAGAGAUUAAAGGAGCCUCCCGUCCCUUUGCCUCUGGUCAGGAGAAGUCCCUGCCAGGCAUGGACCCAGGCCCACUGCUGGGGACUCUUCCAGCUGAGCGGCUCUCGCCCGCGGGCGCAAAGGCGACCGAAUCGAUCGUUCGUUCCCACUUUCGCUGUUCCUGUGGCAGAAAAGGGAAAGCCAACUCAAAACGCAACAUCAGAAACACCAAGAUCUCGAGGAAAAUAGGGAUUUCAUCCAUUCCUUGAAGCAAAGGAGAGCAACCUGCACAGACUUUCCCAUACCUCUGUUAUGAGACUGCUGAUUUUGUAAGCGCUCUGCAAGUAUAGAUGACCUCUUCAAAGAGCCUCCUGGAGAAUCAACUUCAUGUGCCAGUAGCUUGUCUGGAUUUUCAAAUUUGUUACAUCUGUGGUCAUGAACUUGUCUUCCAGUAAACACUGAAUCAGAAAUGCUUGGAAGGAGGAGGUCAUGGAGAUAAAAAAACAGGUUUCAACACCCAGUGUAUCAGAUCUUGCCACAAUUUUGCCAGACAUAGUGCAUCUAGAACCUGGCCCCAAGAAAAGACGACGAGGCACUGCAAUAAUAUCAAAAUACUCAGAUUCUUCAAACAUGUCUCAGACUCCACUGAAUCGACCAGUCAUCCCACCAAGAAGACCUGGUUUUAGAGUGUGUUACAUCUGUGGCAGAGAAUUUGGGUCCCAGUCUAUUUCCAUACAUGAACCCCAAUGUCUAGAAAAGUGGCGUAUUGAAAAUGAGCAACUACCAAAGCAUCUCCGAAGAGCAGAGCCCAGGAGACCUGAUGCUCCUGUUCGUGGUUCCUGUAUGCUUACAGCUGAAAAUGAAGCAGCAUAUCAGAGUGCUCAAGCCCAGCUCCUGCCUUGUGAAAAUUGUGGCCGUACCUUCCUUCCUGAUCGUCUCACUGUGCACCGAAGGAGUUGCAAAGGAAAUAGCAGUGGUGUGGGGCUGUCAAAUUCUAAACCCUAUAAAUCUAGUAAAGGCCCAAGCUUUGGGUCCAGCUCAGCAAGUACUGGUCUGUCUGGUGAAAGUCAACAGAAGAGUAGGGCUGCACCAGCCAUGUCAGACAAGCCACCAGUGAUAAGACGGCCACCAACAAUUAUUUGUUACAUAUGUGGCCGUGAGUAUGGAACAAAAUCUAUUAGUAUCCAUGAGCCACAAUGCCUGAAAAAAUGGCAUCAGGAGAACGACAUGCUACCCAAGCAUUUGAGAAGGCCAGAACCCAAAAAGCCUGAAGCCAGUUACGUACAAGCCAAAGGUUUCUAUGAUCUUGAUUCUGUAAACGAGGCUGCCUGGACCAGCGCCCAGAACCAGCUAGUUCCAUGUGAUAUUUGCAGGCGUACUUUCCUUCCAGACAGACUGAUCGUCCACCAGAAAUCAUGUAAACCAAAACCUGCAAAGUAAAGUGGAUGUAACACACAUGCGUACAUAUGCAUGCACACUCACACACAUGAGUGUGUGUGUAUGCAUGAGUACACACACACGCACACAUAAUUU
Molecule: messenger RNA, 1893 nt
Organism: Rhea pennata
Lineage: Eukaryota; Metazoa; Chordata; Aves; Rheiformes; Rheidae
Gene: ZNF475
Product: zinc finger protein 475
Exons: 10
Coding region: 850-1800 (316 amino acids)
Source: RefSeq, a predicted model, not a curated record